AUGAGCUUCGUACCUGUCAACCCGCGGCCUAUGCUGCAAGACCUCGUCGACAAGACGGUGCUGGUCCGCCUGAAGUGGGGAGAGACGGAGUACAAGGGAAGAUUGGUGUCUAUUGACAGCUACAUGAACCUGCAGCUGUCCAAUACCGAGGAAUACCUGAACGACAAGCUGACCGGCGAGCUGGGUCAAGUUCUCAUCCGGUGGGUGCUGCUGCCGCCAUGGAUGGCUACGCUCCGUCUCUCUACCUACUUUGUUCAUGGAUCCUAA
This is a messenger RNA of Trichoderma gamsii, 267 nucleotides long. RefSeq names its product small nuclear ribonucleoprotein F. The transcript is spliced from 2 exons. Gene Ontology annotation, molecular function: RNA binding. NCBI's taxonomy places the organism in Eukaryota, Fungi, Ascomycota, Sordariomycetes, Hypocreales, Hypocreaceae. Gene Ontology annotation, cellular component: catalytic step 2 spliceosome; U1 snRNP. The record is from RefSeq and is a predicted model, not a curated record. Gene Ontology annotation, biological process: spliceosomal snRNP assembly; mRNA splicing, via spliceosome. Bases 1 to 267 code for a protein of 88 amino acids.